CGCGCUCCGCACGGCUCCGCUCGGCAAAGCUCCGCACGCGCGGCCGGCUGGCCGGCCAGACGCGGGGACGCAGGCGACUCCGCGCCCACGCCCCCCUCACACGCCCGGCCGCUAGCUCCAGCUCCCCCUCCCCCCAGCUCGGCUCCCCAGGGUCCGCGCCCUCCCCGCCCCCCGAAGCGCGGCCAGCGGCGCGGCGGCGGCAGCCCGGCCCGGCCCGGCUGAAGCAUGAAUUGGCGCCUGUGCUUGCAGGCGCUCCUGCUUCUUUGGCUCUCCUUGACUUUGGUUUGCGGAGGGCCCCUGCUGGAGGCGUCGGACAGGAAGGAGCUGGAGGAAGGAAACAUUCGGACCCUGGUGCAGCCCAAGCUGGCGAGAACCGGGGGACCCUGGCAGGGCGGGAGGAGGAAGUUCCGAAGGCAGCGGCCCCGUCUUUCCCACAAAGGUCCCAUGCCUUUCUGAAGCAGGGCUACUAAGGCCUCCGAGGGUUCACGUCUUCGCUCCCUGUUCUGCUCCCAACAGAUGGACGACUUUCUUUACCUGCAGAUGGGCCAGGCCCCUCCCACACAAUGGCUUCCCCACACCGCUGCCUGGCUGGACUUGUCCUGGACCUCGUUCUUUCUCCUGGACUUACUUAAUCUACUUCCGUCCCUCCUCCCUGCCCUAACUCCUUAUUACAUCUGGGGCCCCAACGCUGAGAGAAGUGAAGGAAGGCUUUUGUUCCCCUCUCUGCCUCCUUCCAGGUCCGCUUUCCUAAUGUCACCUGGGCCCCUUUUUACUCAAUGAUCCAUGGGAAUCCAGGUAUCCAAGCUGGAGCUUCCCUCCUUCCCCAUUGCGUACCAUACCCAAUGAUCCAUGGGAAUUCAGGGGUCCAAGCUGGGGUUUCCCUUCUUUCCCUUUGGGUACCAUUGCUUUCCUUCAGUGGACUCUGGGCUCAAGGGUGCCCAAAUGGGGAGAUAGAAGGGGAGAGAGCAGCCAACAGAACCUUCGGAGUGCGGCAUUUGGGGACAGGUUAAAAAUCAAGAUGGCUAAGAGAAAGUGGGGGCCCCUGGGGAGUGGAAAGUGGAUCACUUUGAUAUUGUGCCUUGGAAUUUGUGGGGCUGGCUCUCUCAGAAUUGGGAUCCUUUGUUGGAGGAAAACAGCCGGUGUCUCUUUCUCACCUUCCAGUGCUGGGGACAAUUUAAAUUUUUGUCACCCCCCCAAGGGAGAAGGGGUCCCUGUGAAGCACUUUCUUGGAUGUGAGGGGAGGGGAGUCCCCUCUGAAGUCUUAAGAUGCCCUUGUUUCCCUGUCUUUAUGGUGUGUGUUCCUUCCUUCCUUCUACCUUUUAGAGAUUUAAGAAGAUAUAUAAAAAAUAUAUAUAUAUAUAUAUGUAAGUCCACACAUACACACACAUAUGCAGUCUAGAAGAGAGCUAUUUUUGUGAAACAAUGGCUUAUGGGAAGGGGAGGAUUCUAUUUAUUCUUAAUUAAACUUCCAAAAGUAAAGGGAGAGGGAUCUGGUUUGUUUCACUUGGCCCCACAGGGUCCAGAUAAAGCAAUAAGAGAAAGUUCCAUCGAGGCAGGGUUUCAUGCAAGGAAAAGCCACCGAUCAUCAGAGCUGGCCUAAAGUGGAAUGGGUUGCUUUGGGAGGCAAUGAGUUCCCCGUCACUGCAAGUACGCCAGCAGAGAGCGACCAGUCGCUUGCUGGCUAUGCUGCAGAUGUGAUUCCUGUUGGAUUGGCCUGGAUGGCCCCCAAAGUCCCUUCUGGCUCUGAGAUUCCGUGAAUAUAAGAGGGUGAGCGUUCCUCAGCCUUUCUGGGGAAUGGGGGCACGGUGUCUUCGUUCAGGGGUCCCGUCUCUGAUGGGCUUCUUGGCUUCUCCCGUGAUGCUUUUUGAAUCUUCCUUGUUACACAAGGGGGCUGACACUCAGAGGGGGAUAGAGUGCUGCUCAUCCCAGUCCUCCGUGCCCUCCAUUUCCUGACUUUGGUUCUCAAAUGAAAUUCUGGCUGCUGCCUCCCUACCACCCCCAGGGUCAAUUGGGAAGCAAGACCCUUCCCCCAGCCACGGUGCCCUGGCGCCAUGAUACUAGAAUAUCCAAGUUAGAAAGCUGCUUAAGGAGCUCUAGUCCGCCCUUACCUUUUCCUACAUGGGGAAACUGAAGCCAAGAAGGGGGUAACAGGGGAGCCAGAUCUGUGAUGGAGAGAGGGAGAACUAGCGAUGAACUGCCCACUUUCUGGAAGGGAGCUGUACCACUCCCCCCCACUCCCAAUGAUACACAAUGGCUCCUGGCCCUUUGCUUGGAUUCAUCUGGGCUAGUUUUCCUCCCUUAAAGCGGUUAAAGCAGUCGACCAGGGGCCAUAAGAGAGCUAAGCAUUCUGGUCCAGAGUCUAUCAUAAGAUAGAGAUCUUGGAUGGGCCUGGAGAGCUCAUCUUAUCCAACUCCCUUAUCUGAUGGGUGUUGGGGGGAGCAGAUCCAUAAAUAGAAAAUGACUGACCCAAAGUCCCACGAGUAGCAAAUGGCAGAUCCGGGAUUAGAACUCGGAUCUUGUGACACCCAAUUCAGCACUUUUCCUCCUGUAAUACAGCUCUUCCUACAAUGUCCUUUUGGGGCCCAAGAACCUGACUCGGGCCGUCUCUUUCUCCCGUUUGGCUGAGGCUUCCCACCUCCAGCUCCUGCCUGUGUUCCCCUGUGAGAUUGCCCACACUCCCAGGACUGGGGGUCCAGACACAGCUCCCCAGCUGGGGGUCUAGACACAGCUCCUGGGCCGGAGAUGGCUGGAGGAGGAAAAGGAAGAGGAGAAGAAGGGGGCCAGCUGGCUGCCAGCUAAUCUUCUGUCACCGUCGGUGGUUCUAAUCCACGCCGAGGCGAAACCCUUUUUCCUUGAGACUCCGUCCCCUCCUGACAAUGGCCACGCCGAUUCCUGGGUUUGUAAUAUUGUCCCGUGUAAAUAUAUCUUUAUAAUAAAGAGUUUAAAAGGGCCCUAAACCCUUAUUUUUGGA
Molecule: messenger RNA, 2971 nt
Organism: Antechinus flavipes (yellow-footed antechinus)
Lineage: Eukaryota; Metazoa; Chordata; Mammalia; Dasyuromorphia; Dasyuridae
Gene: APLN
Product: apelin
Exons: 3
Coding region: 226-456 (76 amino acids)
Biological process (GO): signal transduction
Molecular function (GO): apelin receptor binding; hormone activity
Source: RefSeq, a predicted model, not a curated record